AUGGAUAUGCAGCCACUUAAAACUUGGCUCAAACAAGCGGCGUUCUACGACGCCUCCCCUGCGAGCCCUGAAGUUGCUGAGGUUGCUGAGGUUGCUGAGGCCAUUGAGGUCACUGAGGCCACCAAGGUUGCCGUGCCAAAGACCGACCCAGUCACAGCACUUGAGAACUACAUCAUCGCCGGGGCCAUGAAAAAGGCGGAAGAGGCGGAAGAGAAGAAAAAGCGCGCCGAGAACAAUGUGCCGGCUCCUCCCACAGUUUGCCUAAAGAGAAAGAGGGCCGCCAAUGAAGACCCCUCAGAAACUGCUCCUAUCGCCUCGACGCAACCUGAUCUCGCUCCCUCCCCUUCGGUCCGGGUCCCUAUGGCCUCGAUGGAGCCUGGUCUCCCCCUCUCCACUUUGAUACCCGAUCCAAUCGCCUCGACUCAACCUGGUCUCUCUCAAUUCUCUUCGGUUCCGGCUCCCAACCAGCUCAUCAUGCCUAGUAUGGAGGCACCCUCGCUCACAUUUGAAUCUGCACCGGUUCCUGCUCUUCCUAUGCGCCCGUUUCCAGCCCCGGCUCAGACCCAGCAACCAAACAUAACUGCGGACGUCUCUAAUGCAUGGGGUACUGGAGGACUGCCGACAAUCCCAGCCGUGGACCUUACGAUGCUAAACAGCAUCGCCAAUCCUAUUGGAAACGGAUAUGACACUAGAAAUGGAUAUUGCACUGCCUAUGGGUAUGGAAUUGUCAACGGAUUUGCCAAUGCCAACGGAAAUUUCAUCGGAAACGACAGUAGCAGCAACGGACUUGGAUUUACCAAUGGAUGUGUCACUGGAAACGGAUCUGUCCUGAUUUCAACUGCGAACCCUCCAAUGCUGAGCAACAAUAUCAACCCUGUUGGUAACGGAUAUGGCACCACCAAUGGGCAUGGCACUAUCAACAACUUCAACGUCGGCCCAAAUCCGGCCCCUUCUCAGCAGGCAACCCAGCAAGGUGCCGUCCAUAAUCAUCACAGGCACCCUCAAACCCAACAACAACCGGGCCCUAAUAUCACCGGGCCGAACAAUGGCGAACCCGGACAGGCCAAGUGUCCCCGAGGGAAAUGUGCCGCCCAUCGUCAAAAACACCCUCAUAUCCAACAACAACCGGGCCCUAAUACCACCGGGCAGCCCGGACAGGCCGAGGGUCCCCGAUUGAAUCACGGGACCAACGCCAUUCCACGCAACAGCUGUAUGGAAACUGCAGAACAUACAGCAAAGAUCUGUAAUUUAGUCCAACGCAUGGCUCAAGAAAUUGCAGAGCUCAAGGAAAAGGUUCAGCGCCAGGAUAUGAUGAUCGAAACGAUGCAGAAUAUCAGCACCGCCGCAACAAGCCCCGCCACAGACUGUUCUUAG
This is a messenger RNA of Ilyonectria robusta, 1374 nucleotides long. RefSeq lists its product as uncharacterized. Bases 1 to 1374 code for a protein of 457 amino acids. NCBI's taxonomy places the organism in Eukaryota, Fungi, Ascomycota, Sordariomycetes, Hypocreales, Nectriaceae. The transcript has a single exon. The record is from RefSeq and is a predicted model, not a curated record.